This is a messenger RNA of Porites lobata, 43882 nucleotides long. The record is from the annotation of a GenBank genome assembly. Lineage: Eukaryota; Metazoa; Cnidaria; Anthozoa; Scleractinia; Poritidae.
GCAAGAUGGGGGACAUAAGCCUUGAUAUGAUACAGGAAUUUUUCAGCCUCAAGCCGCUUACCAAAACCAACACAUUAACACCCGCAAAAAUAAGCGGACGUUGGAACGUUCCAACUCAAACCAAUGCUUUUCAACAGGAGUUUAAAUUACCAAAGAAGACGAAUCCACAGAGGUAGGAUAUGAACAUACUUUCCUUCUGUUUGGUUUUCUAUGGCUUACUUUUUCAACACCUUGAAUUACGGAUGUCGGCGAAGCGCUGCAAACACUGUAAACAAGGAUAUAAUUCAUGUACUUUGCCAGGUCUACGUAUUUGCGGGCGACAAGAGGAGCCGGCAAUCCUAAUCUCCAGGCCCCGGUUGUUCAAACGUCGGAUAGCGCUAUCCACCGGAUAAAUCACUAUCCAGCGGAUAGCGUAAUUGAUUUCCAUAACACUUAUCCGCUGGAUAGUGAUUUAGCUAGUGGAUAGCGCUAUCCAACGUUUGAACAACCGGGGCCAGGCCAACAGGUUAUUGUUCCAGAACAAAAGUUAAGAGCCCUCUCAUAUCUUAAGAAGGUUUUUUGCAACCUGGCCCAGGGGUGAGCCUUUGCAGCUUUUCGACUAGCUGAAGGCCUGGCUGACUUUCAUUUCGGGGGCACCUAACGAGAAAGUAGUUCAAAACCACUUAAACAUAGCAUUGUUAAACGCAUUUUAGUAUUUAAACGGUAGAUAUAGGAAUAUUUUUAUCCCCUAAAAGUUUUUCAUCUGUUCAGAUUUCCUAGCUGAAAGUCUAGUGAUCCAAAAAUUAUAGGGAUCAAAACUGACCCUUUUGAAAAUUUCAGCCAGAUAAAAGGCCUCCCGAAAAUUCUAGGUGACCUUUUAAGGGUAAAAAUCUGUUAAAAAUGGGCAAUUAUACCAUUUUUUAAAUGUUCGAAAAUCCUAGGAGAGGCAGGCAAGCAAGAAAUUUUACAACAAAUGUCCCGAAAAUUCUAGAUCUGAAAUCGUCUUCCGAACAGACGUUGGGCGCCCCUGUCAUUUCCACAUAUCCUGAAAAUUGCACACAUGACUAGUACAGACUGACCUCACCAACACUUUGAGUUCUUAAGCUUUUUAGCUUACCCCAACAACGCAUUAUUUUCUAACUUGUGGAUUACACGUAGCAUAAGGAGCAAGUUAAUGUGGGCACUGCAAUAUGCAAAUGUGUCACUCAGAUAUAGAUGUGUUGGCUCCACAUGAAAGCGCCUGAUAUCAAAACAACAACUGCUGUAGAUUGUUCCCAUUUCUUGAUGUGCUGAUUUUGUACAUUUCACGGUCUUCAUGUGGACUUUGAAUGUUUCAGUUUAGGGCUAUGGCCAACUUUGAGACAUGUACAGAAGUUUAUGAACUUUUGAAGAUUUUUGACUCGUCCAGGUGAUAAAUAUGAUGAAAAGAUCGGCAAUUACUUUUCGACUCCCAGGCUGGUCCAAGCUCACAAUUCUGCCGUGAGUCUCCGGAUUUUUUAACUUUUCUCACGACAAGACUCCCAGUCUCAUGGUUUUUAGUGAAAUAUAAUUCUGAAAUGAAAUGUUUCUUUUUUCAAUAAAAACGGAAAUAUUUGCUGUUGCUGAAUCAUAAUUGAUUCUCCUCAUGUAAACGCUGCAAGAGAGUUCGCGACGGUUUUGCAAGACACUUGUUGGCCAUAAUGUUCUUCAAAUGUGACGAAAUGAGUUAAAGUACUGCUUUAACUGUCAAAACCAUGCUUGUUUUCCUUGAAUAUAUCUUUCAUUUCUUCUUAAGUAAAGCCCUACCAGCUUCAAACAGUGUCGACCAGCAGAAUUUCAUGGGCAAAAGUGUUAAAAAUGAUUAAUUUAACAGCAGUUUGUAUUAUCAGUUGUCAUGGCGCAAUAGGUAACCAGUUGACCUUUCACGUCAGAGGUGUGGGGUCCAACUCUUGCCAUUUGAAACUUUUUUUUCUUUUUUUGAUCCUUUUGUUUUGUUUUGUUUUGCUUUUUUGUAAACCAUAUUUUCAUUUUUUGACAGACUUAAAAAUUAAUAUACCGGUAGAGUAAUAAUUAUUGCAGGUUCAUUAUGAGCUUUCAUUUCUAAAAUACAGUAAUUUAUUAAUCAUCCACAAGUUAGCCUUAGACACCCUUCGAUUUUCCAAGCGGUAGAGUGAUAAAACCAAAAAUUUGUAGGCCCAGGCCUACAGGUCUAUGGGCUGGCUACGCCCCUGCAGGUUGUUAUUACGCAUGUGUCGCAAGUGUGUAGCCAGCUUUUGUUUGGACUUGUGCUAAGAAUGAAUGGAAUGUACAGAUGGCAAUUUGAUCGCAAGUGUCUCGUCCUUCUACCCUCGGAAUCUGAUCAUGCGUGAUUUGUCCAUCUGUCAUGUGAAACCCACUCAAAGCACAGCGAUGGAGCAAAAGCAUUUGAACCUCUGAUCGAUGUCACCCACACUUGCUAACCUUUGGUUAUUACUACAUGUAGUUCUAUGUAUGAUUGCAAAUUUAGCCAGGCACGAACAGUGUACAUGUGUGAGGAUUGUUCAUAGUUUUCAAAAUAUUUUGGAAUAAAACCAAAAUAUGACUGUUUAUUUCUCUUUGGAUUUCUUGUGUUACUUAAAUAUUUAGGGGCAAGAUGUUGUUCAGAGUUGUUUAUAUCCAAUAUCAAUUUAGCUUCUUAUUCCAACAGAUUGAUGAUUGAUCAUAAAAAAUAACAAUAAGGUUCUAAAAUUUUUCACUGUUAUGAAAGAUCAUUCGGUUGGUGUGGGAUGUCUUAUCCCACAGAUGUAUAUUUCUUUUUCUCUUUUCUGUACUCCAAUAUCCAAGGAUUUGUUUAAAUUCCUAGAAUCCAACAUCAAUGUAUUUUCAGGAAAUAAUAACCUCUUCAUCCUGCACUCCCAUCUCACCAUGGGAAGGGAAAAAAAUGAUUAGCAGUCAUGUGGAAGGUAUAAUUAGCAAUUAUUGAAUGGGGCUGAGUUCCUAGGAUAUGAAGGAUUCUGCAGAUCGAGGAGGAUGUUAUCCACUGAGGCUGAGGGCUGAGGUGGAUAACAUCCUCUGAGAUGUACGUAAUUCUUCACAUCAUAUGACAGCCGAAUUCAAUAAUUGUUUUAUUAUUCAUUCAAAAUAUUUCUAAGUUCUUAAUGUACGAUGUGUGUUCUUACUAAGCUUACCUUCCCAUAGACUUUCUUCAAACUUUGGCCUAUUUCUCAUCACGGUUUCAGGAUAUAAAUGGAUGUUAUUCCUUGCAGAUACUCCUCAAAAAUGUAUAUAACAUUAUACAUGUAUGUUUUGCGUAUUAUUGCAUUUCUUCUACUCAGUUUUUUAGAAAUUUGGCUAAAACGUCUUCGCAUAGCCUUAAAUGCUCUUCUUUUUUAGUUCACUCCGGAAUAGCUAGUAGGCCACGCCAAAAAAUGAGGUUGAUCGAUAGUACUUGUAUGUAUAUCAUAAUAAACCAUCAAAUAUGGUAGCACCAGUUGGUUAAGAAGAAUUUGCUGGGGGAUUGGAGCCAAUCAGAAAUGGCAAAUAUUUUGAAUGAAGAAUAAUAAUUUCAAAUGAUUAUUUUGUGCUGAAAAAAAACUUUUCCAGUUAGUGGAGGGUGGUGGAGAUACCUUGUUUUUUAAGUCAUGACCAGAGACAUGCAAGUGACACAACAUGAUUGGUCUUUUAAGUCUCUCAUGAAUAUUAAUGAUGGAAUUCUGUAGAACCUAGUUAUUUGUAUUGGAGAGAUUAAAAGAGAAAUGUUUAAUCCCUCUUAGAGAAGAUGAGUAUAGUGUACUUCAGUGUAGUUUUUUUUUAUCAUUAAAUAGCUGCAUGAUUUGCUUGGAUACACUGCAUUUCGUAGACGUAAUUAUGCUGAUUUUUUUGUGCACAUACAUGACUUUGUUUGUACUAUAUUUUUUUAAGUCCUCCACCAUCCCCUGCGUAUGUUGGAGGUUACUGUUCCACUGGCCCCAAACUUGAAGACCUGUAUGAUGAGAUGGACGAAUUUGAAACCAAUCCGCCUCCAGGUGCUGCUGAUGAAAUACCUGCCGCUUUGAGAGAGGAAGAGGAUGCUCAUAUAUUUGAGAAUUACUCAUUUGAUCACACAUACUCCCCUGACCUUCCCAUCACGUCUUAUCGGCAACAAAUUGUGGACACCAUUGAGAGUAAUUCUGUUACUAUUAUACAGGGUGAGUUAUUAGAGCAACAAUAAUAUUGCUUCUUAUAAAUGUAAGGUUAACUACAAGUAUCUGUCAGACUACUGUCUUUUUCUUAAGGUACAGCUGAAUGCACAGAUUUGAAUACAGUCCACUCUCUCUUAAUGGACAUCCCUAUAAGACAGACACCUCGGUAAAAUAGUAUCUCUGACAGGAUCCUGAUAGGAUAGAACAUGAUCCUAACAGUAUCUUUUACAGUAUCCUGACAGGAUGGAACAGGAUCGUAACAGUUUCUCCUACAGGAUCCUGAUAUGAUAGAACUGAAUCCCAACAGUAUCUAUUAUAGGAUCCUGAUAGAUUAUAAUUAUUAUAAUUAUUCAUGUAGGAUUGUAACAGUAUCUCUUACAGGAUCCUGUUAGGACAGAACAGGAUCCUAACAGAGUCUCUUACAGGAUCCUAAUAGGAUAGAACAGAAUCCUAACAGUAUCUUAUAUAAGAUCCUGUUAGGAUAGAACAGGAUCCUAACAGGAUAAAACAGGAUCCUAACAGUAUCUCUUACAAUUUCCUGAUAGAACAGAACAGGAUCCUAACAGUAUCUCUUACACGAUCCUGAUAAGAUUGCACAGGAUCCUAACAGUAUCUCUUUCAGGAUUCUGAUAGGAUAGAACAGGAUCUCAACAGUACAAUGUAUCUCUUACAGCAUCCUGACAGGAUAGAACAGGAUAAUAAUUAUUAAUACUCUUUAAAUAGGAUCCUGGUAGAUGUAAUAAUUUUACUGCAGGGUUCCAUUGAAAAAUAGACGUGCAAUGUGGGCUCCGUGUCAAAAAAUCUCGCCUGUUUUUGUUGAUCCUACAAUUUUUGUAUUUUACAUCUAUUACAAUGCUGUUCACAUUACAUUUGUAAGUAUUAAAAUCUUUUUUAAUGUUAUUUAGGAGCUACAGGUAGCGGCAAAACCACACAAGUUCCUCAAUACAUCCUGGAUGAGUAUGCCAAAGAUCAGAGGUAUUGCAAUAUCAUUGUCACUCAGCCCAGGCGAAUUGCUGCAAUAAGCAUUUCCAAGCGAGUUUGCCAGGAAAGAGGGUGGACACAGGGAAGCUUGGUAGGGUACCAGGUUGGCAGAGACUCGUGUGUCAGUGAGGACACACGCUUGUCUUAUGUAACAACUGGUACACUGCUGCAGAAGUUGAUUCAUUCCAAGAACAUGAAUCAGUACACUCAUGUCAUUCUGGAUGAGGUAAGAAUGGGUUGUUGACAGACUGAUACAUCGCAAAUUUUCUGUCUCUUAAUAAUUAUGAUCAGUGUGCCAAGACAGUUGUGUCUGAUAGCCUGGGUCUAGUGGAUUGUGCUGUCGUGCUAUUGAAUUCACAGGUAACCCGGGUUCUGUGAUAGUACCACAGGAUGAUUCCAGUAAAUUUACAGCAUUUGUGUGGAGUAAAAAUACAAUGCUUGAAUUUGUGGAAAAUUUUAAUAAAAAAUUCAGUGAAACUUACAUACAUCUGUUUACUCUGCAUGCGCAGUUUGUUGUUGUUCUCCUUAAUGCUCACACAAAGUUUUGCGAUAAUUUGCUCAAACUCACACUUGUACAGGUUUUCAUUAUGACUUGUGCUUUUACAUGUAGGUUCAUGAACGAGACAGAGAUACUGACUUCUGUAUGCUGGUUGUGAAAAAGUUGCUUCGAACCAACUCUAAGCAUGUCAAGGUAUCUGCUGGUACUUAACAAAUAGAUUCCAUGUUGCUUUGCCUUUGUUCAUUAAUAGAUCAGAGGUGGCUGUACUUAAUGCCGAGGUAGCCAUAAGGCAGGGUUCCACUGUGUGUAAAUAGCUCAAUUUUUUCCUCGGAAUUCUGAAUGUAUUUUUUUUUUUGUUAAAUGCUUUUACGGGCAACUUACCAUCUGAUUGCAUGAGUAUUUGGGUUGAGAACUCAUACUCUGUAGUUGCAAUCGAUCUCAUACUUAUAUAAUAGUCCAAUAUACUGCUUUUAAGGUUCAUAUUGUGUUUAUCACAGGUGGUCCUCAUGUCAGCCACCAUUGAAAGCGACCUGUUCUCUAUGUACUUUGCUGUGCCUGUCAGGGGUAGAGUGGAGGGUGCUCCUGUUAUCACCGUGGAGGGAAAGUCCUUUCCUGUGGUGGAAUGUUAUCUUGAUGACCUAUACGAGUUAACUGGAGUGAGUACAUUAACUGUCAACCUCAACUUUUUGUUUGAAUUCACAAAUGCAUUGUAAAUUACAAAAUGUACGAGGAAUCGCUAGGACUGGCCUGCAGUUAGCAAGGCUAGUCAAGGCAGGUCAGGCUACAUAAUUGUACACAAACUGAAGAGAUACAUGUCAUUUAAAGAAUAGACAUUUUUAAUAUAUAUUUUACAUUAGCAAAAUCCAACUAGUGGUCUAUCAUCAAUGCUGCAUUCUGGUCGGUUGAGCUACUACUAGGCCCAUUAGUAGCGAAAAGUGCCGGCUUUGAAAACUGAAACAAUUGUGGCUGAAUCGUGUUUUGCUAGCUAAAGUUGUUUUAUCUCAAUAUUUUUGACCAUCUAGUUGGAUUUUACUAAAAGGAUUAUUCUUCUUGCCCUCUUGGCCUCUGAGUCAAUAGCCCAUUAAGCCUUCAGCCUCUUGAGCUAUUGGCUCAGAGCCCAUUCAGGCUCAAGGAAUAAUGAAUAGUUAAAAAUACAAGUACUAUUCAACCUAAAUACAGGGAAUAAAAUGAUGAAAUUUUAAAUAUAAAGGACAAAAGAAAGUUACAUUUUUCUUCUUCAGAAUAAUCUUGAACGUCCAUGUCAAUAUAGGUGUCUUCAGUUUGAAGGAUAUCAAGUAACGUUUCUUUUAAUGAUCUUUUUACUGGUACAUACACGUGCAUACAUCAACACGUUCAGACUCGGGCACAUCUUUUUCUGUUCAUGUUCAGUACAAUAUUAUUCUUGGAACCAAGAUUUACUUGUGAUGGUAAUAGCAUAAAAUUAUUGAAUUUUGCUCGUUUUUGCUUGAUUUUGUGUUACCUAGAUUUUUUUUACCCAGGAGCCUGUUUAACCUACAGUAAUUGCCCCACACAUUAGAGUUUUCAUGAUCAGAGUCUCCAAGGGCCUUAUUCCAAUUGGACACUCUGCAUACUGUACACUUAAUCUAGUGUGUUAUUCCAAUAAUUUUCCUGCAGAUGAUACCUGAAGUUAAAGCUGAUGAACCCUGUAUUACAAAGGAGGGAUAUCAGCUGGUGGCAGAACUUAUCCAACACCUGGAUGAGGUAGAGGCAGAAUCUGCAAAGAGGUGAGAGUAAAACAGUACUGUUAUUACAGGUAUACAGAUGUACAAACACCAGUGAAAUACAAUGUACUACACACUUUACACUGUAGGUGAGGUUUUGACUAAACAAUGAGUUUACCCGAUAAGAUCAUUGUUGCUAUGGUCACAUAAUAAACUGUGCCACGAAAAAAAUAUUGAAAUGAAAUGAUUUGUGAUUAUUUCAUUAGCAUUAUCAAACAUUACAUUGGCAGUAUUGUCGAGGGGAUACAAAAUUUCUUCUCUCAUGUUGAAAUGUAAAAUCUUAUGUACAGUAUUUCACUUGUUCACUGUGCUCACUCCUGAAAUAUUUUUCAACAACGGAAGAGAAAUAAAUAUUGCGUAUCUCCAAAUUGUCACUGAAAUAAUGUCUUCCACUGGUGGAGUCUCUUUUAAACCUAAAAUGAAUCCACAGACUUCACCCGUACGAACGACGCAACGCUGCCGCAGCUGCAGCAGUUCACUUUUAUGGUUGCACAGCGCUUAAGCGUCUGUAAAGCAGUGCUCGUGAAUCGCUAAAGCAGAGAACGUCACAUUUCGUGCACUGCGAAAGCGCUGCAAAAUUUUGCCACGGUAAAGCAGCGGUAAAGCAACGCUGCGGGCCGCUGCUUAAAAGCUGCAAUGAGACUUAGAUAUAAACAUUGAAACCACUCCAUAUGACAACCUGAAUACAAGCGACGCUUGAGGCUGCAUUAUCGCUGCACAACGCUGCAGAUACCAAAUAAGAACUUAAAGAUCUUCAAAAUUAAAACCCUGGAGAGCAAACCCAUACGAAACUUGCAGCGCUGUACGGCGCCACAAAAUAGCUGUACAGCUAAAUUACAGCUGUUUAGCAGCAUUUUAGAAGCCAAACAACAGCUUAAUCCAAGUUGCAGCGGGAUGCAAAAGCGCUGGUGCUGCCUUUGAAGCUCUCGGCAGCAGUUUUGCAGCGCAGUUGCCGACUUUCAAUAGCUGCAGUACCGCUACAAUUCAGCUAUGCUGGAUCUGAUAGCACAACGUUCUUGAGCGCUCAUAACAUGAACCGCCAGAAAAGCCUUUUGCCACAGAUUACGGCUUUCAUAACGAGAAAACUUUGACUGUACCUCUAAGAAAUGUGAGUAAGCUUGUACGCAGGGAAGAUCACUUAUUGAAUAAACCUCCAAAUUCUAUGCUUUUGGAAUAAAGAUUUCAAUAAAUUUUAUUCCGUGACUGGCGAGUGUGGGAAUGUUAUCGCUAAUUCCCUGGAGACAUUCUAGGCUGUAAUCUAAUUGGUCGGCACUUUUGCAUCAGAUCACAUUACAUCGCUAGACAAACAUUUGCGACCGUUGAAAGAAAGGCGCAAACAUUCAUACAUUGUAAGUGUUUAGCAUCUAGUUCAGUGUUUCGAGGUGGAAGUUCUGUUGAUGUUUUUGGAUGGAACAGCUCAAAGGUAUGUAGAACAAUCGCUCUUAUUCUCUUUAUUUUAAAAAAAGAUAAACUUCAAUGUCGGCAUGUUAAUGGAUGUUCUUACAUUUAGAUGAGUGACCGUGAUUGCUGAAUAUUUACAAAGCGAGACUGUCGUAGAUUUUUUAUAUGUCACCUGCUUUUGUAACGUGUACGCGUGAAUACUAAUAAAGUAUCAGUUGCAUUUUGUAUUUCUUGUGGUUUUUACUCCGCUACUAUAAGGCCUCUUGUCAACUCCUUUACCAUGUCUCAUGAUUAUUGUAUUGUUGAAGUCUGCAUUUCUUUUUUUUGUACAACUGUUCUUGGCAGCGCUUCACUAACGCUGCACAGCGCUGCAUAAAAGCUGUUUAUCGACCGUAUGGCCUCGUGUGGCUAUUUUUUUGCGUCUUUACGGCAGCUCUCCUGCAGCUCUCAGUGUCGCUACCGCAGCGUUCACGCAGUCACAAAAAUGCACUGCUGCAGCGAACGGAAAACAGCGUUCGUGCAACCUUUCUGCAGCGCUCGUUGCAGCGCUAAUAAGUCGCUAAAGCAGCGCUGUUUUAACGUCUUCUGUAUCGUACGGGCAGUCACAGUGUAUACUGGGGUCUUAAAAUUAUUACAAAAUAUUGCACCUUUAAUAGUAACAUGUACUUAUGCCAUUAAAGGCAAUUUAAAAUUUAUGUCCCCUUACUGAUUAUAGUAUAAUUAUUAUGAACUUGGCGCUAAGACCCUGGAAAUUGACUCAACAGCGUUUUCUUUGAUUCUUUUGAAAUUUAAACAUUAAUUUUGGCCCCAAAUUUUCUCUUUAAACUCUUUUCAUUGUGUGGCAUUUUGGACAAAAAAGUUAAUGCAAAUCUUCUACACUGAGGUGAAUGCAUCAUCUGAUUUAAGAUACCAUUGAUUACAUGUACUCCUUUGUGAUUUUUUCACAGUUUAAGACAGCCAGUGGAACGUGGAACAGUCCUUGUGUUUCUUCCUGGUGAUUAUAAACUACAUAUGUAUUUUAUAGUGUGGACAAAGCAGUAUUCAAUUUCCAAACCUAAGCGCUCUGCCUUACCAGCACACAGUGUAUGUCUGGUGAUGACCAACGCUUUGACUCUGGCAAAGGAGAAAAAUCUUUGUAAAACAUAUCUGCUGAGAAUUGUGAAUUUUAAGGAUUCAGAGUUUUAGGCUCCCUACAAAUGUUUAAACAACAACCACCUGGACCCUUCUUCACUCAAGCAACUUUCUUAUUAUAAUAAAAAUGUUACACCAUUAUGCCAAAUUGUGAAUUGAAUUGAAUUCCGUCUGAACUCAGACAGCAUUCCCCCCUUCAGCUCUAAACUACUUAUAAUUAAUUUUCCCAGUUUUCAAGUACUGUGGUUUAAUGUGGUUCCUUUUUACUUUAAGGUGAAUUUGAAAUCAAGCAGAUGGAUACAUUGUUAGAUGAAAUGCUAUUGGAGUGCCAGUAUGUACCUUUAAGUUAUUUCCUAAAAUUAAUGCUUUUUUUUCCUGAUACAGUUAUUCCAAAAUUCUCAUUCCAUUUUUGUGCCUUGUUUAAUGCAGGCUUUUGCUUCUCCCACUGCAUUCCAAAAUUACUACUCACGAACAAGGAAAUGUUUUUAAGAAACCCGAGGAAGGAUUCCGAAAGGUAUGUAAGAACACAGCACAUACAGUACGAAAUCAUUUCCAAAAUCUCUGAUCUGUAGGCUUUACAGUAACACAUAGCAUUAUCUAUUAUUUUACAUUUCGUAGCAAAAAAAUAUAAAUUUUACAUGUACCUAAUAUUUUUAUAUCAAGCAUGAGAUGCAUUGUUUUGUCAUCAGAUGAAGCACCGAGAAGAGAGUUGAAAAUAUGAUGCGCAGUGGAAGUAUUUUUGAUGAAUUUCGAGGUGUUUCAUCUGGAGGUGAAACACUGUGUCAAGUGCUUGAUAUUACUUCUCAAACAAAAUGAUUUUAGAAAGAGAAAUAAGGACACAAAAAUGAGCAGUUUUUCAUCUGGUUUCCAAACACUCAUUAAACAUUAAUUUACUUGCAUGUUUUGCUGGUUAUACUUGCAGGUCAUCUUGGCAACAAACAUUGCUGAAAGUUCAAUCACAGUUCCAGACAUCAAAUAUGGUGAGUGCACAUUUUACCCCACAAAGCCACAACUCUGCUACUGUAUGAACAGGACCCUCAAUAUUUAUCGGGACAAAUAUUUUUGUAAAAAAAAAAUAACUAGGACUGAGCUUUAAAACUUGAAUUUGCACAUUUCAGUUGGAACCUCUCAGAUUUUCCUUUCCCCAAUCUCAGUUUGCUUUAAAAGGUGUUUGUACAUGUAAAGAUGACUUACUGUCUUGAUCUGCCAAUGUACACAUGUCUACUUGUAGGUUUUGAGUUACAAAUGUGGCUGCACUGCAGGCUACAGUGUAGAACCUUUACAGCUGAAUUUUUAUCAGGGUCAAUGUCUAUUUUUACUUUUCCAUCCAUUUCAGUCAUUGAUUUUUGCUUGGUUAAGUGUCAAGUCUGUGAUGAAGAGACAAAUUUUCAGAGUUUAAGGCUGCAGUGGUCAUCCAAAGCAAGUAGCACUCAACGCAAAGGUUUGCUCCCAACACUUAUAUUGUGCUAUUAGAUAUUUUGUUUUCCUCUAUGUCAAACUAACUUUAACCCUUGAUAAAACUAACUGAGAAUCCAACAACAAUGGAUUGUUUAAUCCACCUUUAUUUGUCUACUUUUGAGCAACCCCUUCUCAUAUCAUAAUUCUAGUAUCUACUCUAUUAAGAACCUGUACAGUGUUCGUAACGAGUAGGGUUAUUAACUUACUUGUUUUCUUUGCUGUGCAUAUAUGCAGGUCGAGCAGGUCGAGUUUCCCCUGGAACGUGCUACAGAAUAGUACCAAGAGAUUUUUAUGAAGAAUUCAUCCCUGAAUUUGGUAUUCCAGAAAUGCAGGUCAGUGCACCAUCGACACUUGAGCGAGUGACAUAAUUAUUUGCAUAUUGCAAUCUACCGUAAUCCUCGGUAUCCACGAGUUUGUGGCGUUUGUCAGGCUGUUCUCCAUUCACUCACAGCAUGAAUAAUGCCUUUUGUGUCUGUAAACGAAAUACUACAUGUAGCCAUUCAAAUGAGACUACCUCAGCGGUACUCUACAAACUGUAAAGACUGAAAAAGUUAUCUUGGAGUGUGACGGUUCAAAUUAAAUAUCUUUCCUAGUACUUUGUUUUUUAACUUUUUUCAAAGAGAAAUAUUUUAUUAUAUAGAAAUUUUAUUCUAUUUUAAUGUUAACAACUUCCAGGAAUGAAAGGGUUCAUUUCAAAGUUUUUUUUUUUCAGAGGUGCCCUCUUGAGCAGAUUGUUUUGAAAGUAAAGCUGUUUGAUAUUGGACCUCCCAAGGCUGUACUGAGACUUGCUUUACAGCCUCCCGACCCUGACGAUAUUGAAAGGACAGUGCUUCUAUUGAAACAGGUAAAAAGAAAAAAAACUCUUAAGUGCUGCCAUUUAACCGACCUGGAAGCAGAGCCACUUUUUGUCUUUUUAUGAGUAAGGAGGAGAAAAAUGGUCACCAAAGCCUGAAUUUUUUGGACUAGUGAAUCUUGCUCUUUGUUAUCAAACUGGUUUUCCGAGAGCAGGGUGCAAAGAAAAUCAUUUUUACAGCUAGCCAUUCAAGCAAGCUGAAGCUAGCAUUUACUAGCCCAGACGUCAUUUCAACUAGCCCCAAAAGCUUUUUGACUAGCAGAAUUGAUUUCACAGUUCUUCUGUUAAUUCCUCAAAAAACAUCACUUGCCCUUCCGGCAAGUUAAAAACAUAAUUCACUAGCCUGAUAACAAAUCCACUAGCCCCGGGCUAUCGGACACUACUUUCUUUGCACACUGCGAGAGGGAGCAUCCACUAUAUAUGUUGAUAAACUAAUGGUCAUGACUAAGACCAGCUGUUAGGCGAGAGUUUAAAACAAAGAUAUUUAUGCUUGAUUUAGGCAUAGUCCUUUUUGACUACAGCAAAAUCGAGCAAAUGAAAGAAUUCAGACUCUGCUGGCAGGGUGCAUGAUACAGUCUAGUGUAAAGAGUAUGAAGUAGCAUUUUGGUGCGACUUUUCACUUGACACGAGCAGUGAUUUUUGUGUUUACCAGGUAGAUUAGCAGUUAGCCUGCGUAGCAGGUGCUUGGAAGUAGUGGGCACCAGAGAGAACGGGCGUGUGCGAGGUAGACACGCGUGUCUCCUUCUUGCACGCCCGUUUUUUCUUGCACCUGCUAUGCAGGCUAAUUAGCAGUGGUUUUGUGAAAUGCAAGGUAAUAAAGUAUUGAAAAAUGUUUAGAAUUGUUGCUUAAUACAGUCAGUGAAGAAGAUAUUGCUGUUUCUCUUGGGAGUUGAUUCAACACUGCUAAUUUAUGGCAUUGUUGGUUCAACUAGUCUUGAAUCAACCCAUGCAUGACAAGUGAUUAUUUCGAACAAGGAGCAUCAAAUUAUGCCUGUAGGCUGGGUACAAAUUUUUCUGUUCACCCAAUUCUUUUAGUCCGCUUGUGUACUUGCCAGUUACUCUGGUGCAUAGUUGAAUGAUGGGUUGGGUUGGUCUUGGUUGCAAAUUACAUUGUAAUUCUCAAAGCCUGGACAUUGGUUUCAGAGCCUGGCCUGUACAGUGAUGUGUUGAAAGUUGGUUUUGACGUUAUUUUUGUUAUCGUAGUUUUAAAAACAGAGGGGCAAGAACAUCAGCCAGAUUCUAAUAUGAGUGUCUGGACUGCUAGUUUUUUGUGGUCUGUUUUCCAGUCCUUUUUCCAACAAGUUUUACACAGUCAAACCCAGUCAAUACGGAGACAGAUUAACAGGGUGUCUGUAUUAAGAGGGUUGAAUUUAGAGAAAAUGUAUUAAUAAAGGGUUUGUUUUCUCCAAGGACAAAGCAAACUGUCUGUAAUAAUGAGGUGUCUGUAAAGCGGGGUUUACUUAUUUUAAACCAUUUUUUUGAAGGUUGGAGCCUUGACAAUUUACAUGAAGAAUGGUGUAAUCAACCCGUGGGAUGGAGAGCUGACAUUUAUAGGCAAAGUUUUGGGGGAAUUGCCAGUUGAUGUCCACCUUGGAAAGCUUUUGGUGUUGGGAUAUGUGUUUGGCUGUCUUGAGGAGUGCCUGGUUAUCAGUAAGUGUUAUUUAAAACCCCUUUACCCCUGAAGCCCUGUAACCGCGCAUUUACAUAAUUAUGUAGUCCUAGAACUGCUUGAAACAUUCAUGAGUUUUAAAGACAGCUUUGACAUUCAACUUAAAUGUUCAGCGGGGAGGUUAUUCAAAUCAUGCCUGAAUGACCAUGAGUCAGCUAAGCAGGUUGGUGCAAAAUGAAAAACACAUGACGUAUAGUUGAAUUGGAAAUUCCAGUAGAAAUCUGCUACCCACUUGCACUUUAUUCCAUCUAAUCCUACGAUCAUCCCUUGCAUUUUUCCUAAAAACUUUUCCCAGACAAGUGAAGCCUAGUAUGUGCACAGCGAAGGAAAGAAUGUGGGUCAAGGAUAGUGGAAGAAUUUGUGGGGGGAGUAGAGAAAGAAAACAGAAGCUGAUAUUUAGCAUCAGGAACAGAAAUCUGCAAAGUGCUUGACAUAUAAACAGCGAUCUGACCAGUUUUGGUUCGUUUUGCCCAGACAGCAACAGAAAAUGGCCUGAUAGCUCAAGUGACCCAACAUAAUAAAUCUAAAACCCUUAACACUGAUUUUUAUGAGAGAUCACCCCUAGCUGGAGAGGAAAGAUAAAUGAAUCAGAACUGCAUCAAAGUUCUUAGUCUGUCGAUCAUGGUGUCAUGUCUGAAUUGUGCUUGACUCACCUUGCUCUAUGCUACUCAUGUGAAAACAACAACAGCAACAAGAAUAACUUUAUUCUUUGUAAACAGGAGUUGGAUAGUUUGCCAGUCUUGGCGGGGCAAGACAGUUACACGAAUAACAUAACAAUAACCUUAAACUAUUACAAAGCUUUGCAGAUUGCAACUUUAAAAAAAAACACGUUUUCUUGGCUUUGUUGAUUCUUUGUCAGGUCGUCAGAAACUUUCUGUAGUGUAUUUUUUAAUUCUUCAAUUUCAUUACGCAAAGCUUGAUUUUCCUUUCGUACAAUGUAGUUUGUUGUCACGCAUCAUACUGAAAGGUUUUAGAAUAGGUAGGUUCAAGAUAAAAGAAGAAUUCGUGAAUUAAGAUCGGAGCACACAAAAUACGUCUGCACAGUGCACACGCUGCUCCUUGUUCCCUGUGACCUCACAGCAGUCCUGUGCCACAAUUGAUUGUCACUUUUCGUUUCUUUUCCUUUUUUCGUUUAGGUGCGUCACUGUCAUUGCAGUCCUUUUUCAGUAAGCCCUUCAGGAAAGAGUUCAAGUUUUACAUGUAAGAAUCAUUUUCACAGUUUCUAACUCUCAUAAACUCCUCCCCUUGGGAUUAUUUUCCAAUUUUAAGAGGAUGUGCGACUUACGUUAAACCGAAGUUCCCAAUUCUGUAACCCUCUCAUUCCUGGGGUUUAAAAUGCAGGGUUUUGUGAUGAAAUCGCCGGGAUCCCUGUUGGUUAGGAGUGGUUGGACUGAAGAAAUUACUUUAACACUGGCUUUGAUGCUGGUGAUAUCUCUAUUAAUGAUAAAAUGAAACUUCACAAAGAAUUUCAAAUAUCUUUUUUUAAAAAAUCCCACGAAAAUGGUACUGCUAUGUAAAAGCUCUAUCCAGGAGGUUUAAACUGAAGGGUAACACCAUAGGAUCUCAGCCACAGAUCUGAUGGGAAGUUAGAAUGAUGAAUCGUGUCACCAUAACUUGGGGAUAUAAAACAAGCCCACACCUAUCGACAGUUGUUGAUAGGUUCAGCUUUGUUUUGUUUAAGUUUAAACUGAGUAUAUUUUGGUCUACUUUUCUUUUUAGGAAGAAGAUGGGUUGGAGUGAUUACUCACACAGCGACUGUAUUACUGUUCUUAAUGCCUACAAGGUAAUGAACACUUUAACAAUGCUAAGAAGAAAAACGGCAAACUGAUCCUUAUGAAAGAAGACUAAAAAAAAUAAUUGAUAAUAAUAAUAAUCAUAAUAAUAAUAAUAAUAAUAAUAAUAAUAAUAAUAAUUAUAAUUAUAAUUAUUAUUAUUAUUUAUGUAUUUUUAUUUCAGUCCUCUUGCAGUGUGGAUCAUUUACUAUUACCUUGUAAUACUCCUGAUCAUUUCUAAUCCAGUUCUAUGGAGAUAGAUAGAUAGAUAGCUUUAUUAAAAAUCCAUUGCAGCCCAAGGGCUGGAUUACGGACUGUACAAUACGUUGAAUACUAAGACUAACUAUUAUAAAUCAAUAAUUGUAAAUAAAUAAAACAAAGGAACAAAGAUACUACGUCAUGAAAUUUAAGAAAAUAGCCGCGAAUUUACAAUAAAACCAUUAGAAAAUAGCCGCGUUAUGCAUGAUAAAACUAUUCAUUAGUCUAUUUGUUCUACAAAGAGGCACGUUAAAAGCGCGCUUUCUCCUUAAGGCUACAGUACUAAGAUUACGUGGCGGCAAAAGGCCAUGUAAUUUGUGGAGGCUGUUGUCCUUAAUCUCAUUGAAUAGGCGCUCUGUCAGCCAUUGGCGCCGUUGAUGGAGGGUGGUAAUAUUUCACUCUUUGAGAGCCUCUUGAUAGCCUAAAUCUGGGAAAAUAAUUCUAAGUGCACGGCGCUGAAUUUUCUCUAGCUCUUCAGAGAGAUACUCAGGCAGACCAUUGUGGAAAACUUGGCAGGCAUAUUCAGAAAUGGGCCGGAUACACGUAGUAUAGAAACAAAGUAGCUGCGCAGGAUCUCCUUUUGCACGCUUAAGCUGCCUUAAUAGAUAUAGCCUAGAGGCUCCUUUUUUGAUAACAUUCUCUAUGUGAGCGUUCCACUUUAGAUUGUUUGAAAUUGUGAGACCAAGAAGUUUUGCGCUAGUUACAACCUCAAUUGGUUUGUUGUUAAUAGUAACUGCUUCGAAAGGAUCUACAGACCUUGAGAGACUUGCAAGACCUGGCACUCCUUAUUGGUUUGUCAGUGUGGCUUUGACUUUUCACUGAACACCCCUUUUAACAGUCAGCAAAGUAUAUUAAAAAAAAUUUAAUUGAAAGCUGAUCUUUAUCAAUAAAACAAAACUGUUGAAAAAAAAAAAGAACUGAACUGUUCUGCUCCCUUUACGCAUCCAUAAAUGUCCGGCUUAUGUUCAGCUUUCCUUAGUCUCUCUUGCACCAAAGGACAUGUAAUUCUUUGUCGUACAUUUUCUUAUUAACUAGUACUUUUAAAUUACAGGAAUGGAACAUGCUGAAAAGAAGAAAAGGAUUCUUAAGGGUAAGUUGCAUUCCUUUUCAAGUUACUUUGAAGGCUUGCUUAACGUAACAGUUAGAGUACAGAGGCUGUCUGAUACUUCAAGACUUCCACAGCAGGAAACAGAGCCUGGUUUCGCAUACACAAGGCUUUUUUUUCUUUCCCAAGCUUUUUUCCUCCUUAUUCUCACGAGUCACUAUUCUAGAUCUCUGUCACUUAAUAUGAGUUUUCUUUGUAUUUUGAAAAUGAACAGUUUGGCAACUGUCCAAUAGUUAAAGGUGUAAAAAUUCUGGACCUUAUUAAUGAGGAGUACUUUAGUGAAUGGCCAGACAGGCUUGACACGACACUUGACAGUCAUACGCAUCUUAACUUUAGGUAAAGUAGAGUAUUAUGAACUCUCCGUAUACGGUUCAUCAGUAACAGAACUUAAUGGCGUGUAGCGUUUUUUAUGUCGCUGUUACAAGCCCAGAUUGUACACCUUUAAGAAAGCUGCAGCAGAGAACUUUCCCAACGACAGGAUAAACCAGUUUUUAAAAAGGCUUUAAACUAGAGCCUCCUUUUACACAACCUCUUCGAAGGCCAGAAACUUCACACUUAAGACAACAAAUUAGAAUAAAUACUGAACGUUGUAAAUCGUCUUUUGUUUGUAUCAUUUAUUUGCGGUUCAUUAUUAAUUAAUGUUUUUAGUAGAUCCCAUUUAUUUGCAACGCAUUAAAGCUAUAUGCUGUAUUCACCAGGGAGAACAAAAUUGGUGUAAAGAGAACUUUAUUAUCAUAGGACGCAUUAGAGAGGUACAGUAGAUAUAUGCCCCACCCCCCACCCCUUUCCCAAGAAACAAACAUACAAACAAAACCUCGAAAAUUAUCAGAGCCACACAGGACUUUGCACACAAGUUUUCCUUGCCGUCGAGGCGUCCAUGAUCUCUCUUUGUAUAAAUAUGGUUAAUUGUUCUUUCUUGCGGCCUCAAAUGGUCUUCCUGACGAAAUGCCUCCAUGAGAGGGCCGGACGUUUCUGUACACGUUUCACAACGUUGCUGUGGACGUUUCUGACGUUUCUGGCCGGACGAUUUUUGUAAUUUGUAACAAAUUACAAUUUGCAAAAUUUGUUUGACAAUCUCCUGAACAAAAAGAACUUUUCUUUUAGGCAUUUGUCCAUUUUAGGGACCAUUUUGUUGUUUGUCCAUUAAGAUCUGUAUAUCACAAAGAACAAAACAGUUGAGCAACAAGCCUGUAAACUGGUUUUUCAUUGAUUUUUUUUUUACCCGUUCAUUACUUGUGAUGCUCCAAACAAAACUUACGUUAGCAUCUCGUCAUUUUAAUAAAUUGUUGUUACUAAAUAAAACUUAUUUGCUAAAGUUGGUGCUGACUUGAACAUUCUUUGACGUCUGUGAAUGACAUAUGCGGGCGUUUGAAUUUACAGGUGGAACAGCUUGUUACAGAAUUAACUAACAGGCUGAAAGGUUUUAACAUCAUCUCAACGAAACCUCUGCAUCAGAAGUAAGUUUGAGUUGUAUUACAGAAUUAUGUACCAGAAUUGACUCCCUACUUUAGUCUUACAAAAGCAAUAGAAAAAAAGAACCCAACAUAUUGUGAAUUGUUACUUCAAAAGUUAGAAACACAUCACAUCUUAAUUGACUCACCCUUGUACUUAUGAUUAUUAUUUUUUUUUCAGGAAUAUCACCUCCCCUGAAAACAUGCGAAUCCUAAAGGUCAGUUUAGUCUCUAGCAGUUAAGUAACAAAUAGAUAAUUUUAAAGGAGCUGUGUCACAUAUUUUCACUUUAAGCGCUCGAAGCGGUCAUAUGGAUACCAACGUUUAGAGUCUAACAUAAUUAUUAUUUGGGCGUCGCCCAAAUAGAGUAAAAAGUUGCCUUCUGUCACGUUCGAACCGUAAACGGGGAAAAGUCCAUUUGUCCAACAUCUUCACGUGCAAACUGUGUGCGUGACACUUAUUUUUAAAACCCUCGGCUUAAUUAGAUCAAGCCGAUUUCUCUCAUACACGAACCACGAAAACAGCAAAUUCCAAAGCUUUCACGUGCAAACUGCAUGACAAUACAACUCUCAGUAUGGGCCUGAACACGCGAGCCGGGCUGGCUAGCUUUUGCCAGGUGACGUUUAUCCUGGUAUUACAUGAAAAGAGGCAGCCCGGAGCCGCCAUUUUUAUGUAGAGAUUGGAAACAGUGUGCAUGUUUCUCGCAUGGUUCAUUCACCCGGCUGCCCGGCAAAUGUGAUUACUUGGAAAUUUUCCAGCCGGUAUCCCGGCAUCACAAUACUGGGAUCCCAGCUAGCCGAGCUGGCUCGGUUGUCAUGUAAUCGCAAAGUUGAUUUUUGUUGCGUUUAAUUAAGGUGCCGAGAUCUCUGCAAAGCUAGCCAGCCCGGCUCAUGUAAUCAGGCCGUUAGUUCUAUAUCCAGAUUUUACGCCUUCCCUCUUGACCUCACCGAAUUUUCCAAGCUCCACAGACCACAGACCCAAAAUUUCAGCCCCCCAAACAUCUUCAUACCUCCUUCUCCAAAUUAAAUGGACUUUCGCUUAUCCACGUACUCUCCAUAAAAGUAUUAUCAAAAAUAGCCGAAAGACAAUCCUAAACAAAAAGCCUAACAACAUUUAAAAUAAGUGCAAUUAUGUUUUCGACUAUUGAUAAGAUCUUUCACAACCACCACUUCAUUUCAACAGACGUUAACUAUACUAUCCUGUCAUAACCAAAUUAGCACUCCCAGUCUCCCCCAACUAACCUCACUGCAAGAGCUAAAAUCACUCUUACCUUCCAAAAAAAGAUAUUUUUUGUUACUUCAUAUCAAAUUCUGUGAGAAACGACUUUCACUGAUUAACAAACUACAGCCAUAAUCUUACCAAUCCACGUCCAAUGUAACUCCACGCCCUCCACUUCACACAUCUCAACCAACACCUGAAAUAUACAACGCUACUGCACUACUCACACAUCCCUAAUAUACUUGAAAACUUCGCAUACGCCUAGUACAGCGAUGCCCAAAUAUACGUUCAAACAACGUCUUAUUGAUUGUGUUUUGCUUUAAAUACUUACAAGCAAUUAGAGGUUGACGAUCAGGUCUUUAAUUAUUAUUAUUAUUAUUAUUAUUAUUAUUAUUAUUAUUAUUUUUGUUGUUGUUGUUGUUGUCGUUGUUAUUAUAAUGGUUAUUAUUUGUUAUGUUUUCAGCUUAUGAUUUGUGGUGCCUUCUAUCCAAAUUUCUUCGUCUCGAGUGACAUGGAUGAAUCUGAAGUUAUGAAGACCAUGUCUGGCCACGAUCCUUUUUCCACAGUUAUGGUAAGAACAGCGAACUAAAUAGAAAAAAAAUGAUGAAAUAAAAAAAAUCAAAUUAGUCGAGCGCUGCACGCGUUGUACUUAUAUGAAAAGCUAAUGACUUUCAAACGAGCAUUUCUCAUUUAUCAUUAUGUUCUCCUAACCAAAAAGUUUUAAAUGUCUUGUAAAUAUUUCAGUAAGGCAAUUAGGCGAUGAUGAUGAUGAUGCUUAUGCUGCUGGUAGUGGUGCCGCUGGUGGUGCUGGUGAUGGUUCUGGUGGAGCUGUUGGUGCUGGUGAUUGUGGUGGUACUGUUGCUAGUUCUACUGGUGAAGGUGCUGGUGCUGGUUGAGCUACUAGUUUGCUGCUAGCGGUGGUUCUGGUGAUGCUGCUACUGGUGGUGCUUAUGAUGCUGCUGUUGCUGAUGCUGGUGCUAGUGCUGCCGGUGAAGGUGGUGGUGAUGCUGGUAGUGCUGCUGCUGCGGUGGUGUUGGUGGCACUGGUGCUAGUGCUGCUGGGAAAGGUGCUGUUGCUGGUGCUGGUUGAGUUGCUAGUUUGCUGGUGGUGGUGGUGCUGGUGAUGCUUAUGAUGCUGCUGGUGCUGGUGGCCGUGGUGAUGGUGCUGAUACUGGUGGUGGUGGUGGUGGUGCUAGUGCUGCCGGUGAAGGUGGUGAUGAUGCUGGUAAUGCUGCUCCUGCUGCUGCUGCUGUGGUGGUGUUGGUGACACUGGUGCUAGUGCUGCUGAUAAAGGUGCUGUUACUGGUGGUGGUGGUGGUGGUGGUGAUGCUGGUUGAGCUGUUAGUUUGCUGCUGGCAGCUGCUACCGGUGGUGCUCAUGAUGCUGGUGGUCGUGGUGAUGGUGCUGGUACUGGUGGUGGUGCCAGUGAAGGUGGUGGUGAUGCUGGUUUAGCUGCUGGUGCUGGUGAUGUUGGUGUUGCCGCUAGUUUGCUGCUGGCGUUGUUGCUGGUAGUGGUGCCAGUGAUGCUGGGUAAUGGUGGUGGUGGUGGUGGUGUUUCUGAAUUCUACUGACUAUUUUAUUAACAUCCAAUUAAUUUCAUUUAUAUCAACUUGCUUUGAAUUGAGAGACAAACUUAUCUCCGGAAUAAUUAAUCCUACUGAUGGUUAGAAAUAAACAAUGAUUAAUAAGUUUCAAAUUAUUUUAAAUAUUUAAUUUACAAGGAAUCAAUGAGUAAUUUCAACUAGCUUUUGCAAUACUGUAAUACUUUGUUAUGGUCAUGCAAAUAAAGCUUAUUGUUGUUGUUGUUGUUUCUGCUCCUUGAGCUGGUGGUGGUAGUGGUUGUGAUGUUGGUGCCGGUAGCGAUGAUGGGUGAUGUUGAUGGUGAUGUUGGUGGUCACAACCCAGGGUUUCCCUGAUUCAGACGUUCAGUUUACGUUGCACGCCAUGUCGUUUAAAUUCAGAUACUUAGAUAUGCAUGUGGCGUCAUUUCAGGUGAGAAAUGUUCCUCCCCAUGGUGCUCUUUACAAAUCAGCCAUUGCACGACUGUUCAGAGAGUGCGGCAGAGGAAAAGCAAUAUAUUUUGAAGAUACUAGGUACAAUUUUUGUAGAACUUUUAGACUUACCAUCUCUUUUGUGUUCUCACUAGCUAAGUGUCGGUCUUUAUUAUUUCUCAUGGUGGUUAUAUCCUCGUUUUUUAUUUAUUUCUCUGUAUAUUUUACUGCAGGGCAUACAUUGAAUUUGAAAGACCCCAACACAUGGAGCAGGUUUUGCAGACCAACACAAUUCUACCUGCUGUCUACUUGGCUCUUAAAAUGAGGUGAUAAUUUCGUUGGGACUUUUAGCCAUAUCUAUUAACUAACUAGGUAACUGGGGGGGGGGGGGUGAGCAGUAAUUCACAGACCACGUGCAUUUGACGGCCGGAGUUGUUUUUGUUGAACUUGAAGUAGUCUCCUUCAAUGCGAUGUGUGAAAAUCGCCUUGUGCCGCGCCAGUCACAGUUGAGAUAGACUAUUUUCGCAAAUGUUUACUUGUUUCUUGAAGGACUUUGGCUUGAAACAUCCUUUUUCCACAUGGAGAUCUAAAAAUGUUGCAAGAGCAUAUAUAGACAGUGGUGAAGAACCUUCCGUUCUUGUGUCGCAUACAAAAAUGGAAAAAAAUGCCUACUUUUUCCGAAUAAGAUUUGAUUUGUCGCAUUUCAUCGAAUUAACCAAUCGGAGUGGCUCUUUGGUAAUUAUGUCCGAUCUGUGGUAAACAGCUGCCGCUGCCUGAAUCCCGCUGGUUUCACUAUAGUUCUGCACGCACUGUUACUUAACUUAUAAAAUAUUUUGAUACGGAGGAGAAGGGUACUCCUUCGUUUUUCCUAAACGGGAAUGUAUGUGGCUGUUGAGCAAGGUAUGGUUUGGGGGGUCUUGAGUCUGGAACAGGAUAUACAAUGUAACAACAUGUAACCACUUAGCGUCUUGAAUAAGGUGUCUUUUUAGAGUUGUUGAACUGGAAGCGAGCGUUGGUGGUGCGUGGUCUACAUGCGUGGUAACAUCAUUUUUUUCCCAAAUCCUUUGCUAUAGUGUCGUUUUUAGUAAACCUCCAAAAUGUUCAAAAUUUGAACAGGAAACAUGAAAACGCUAGCUUUGAUUUACUUUUCUUUGCUCGUUUUUCGAUAUCCACGUUUCUUCCAAAUUUGUUCUUUAACUUUUUUGGAACUUUGUUUCCCUGCAGAAAACUUGGCAGGGAAUUGAGCCUUUACGUUUCUGAAGCAAAGACUAAGCAAAUGGACGAGAUAAUGGAUAAGCGGCAUGCUGCACAAAUAGGACGUCUGGGAGUUCAGACAAACCUUAGAUCAAACAAGUAAGUUUUGAACCAAAUGAACUAAUCACAACUUGAGCGCGUGCGAACAUUCGUAUUCCGAUUGGUCAGCUUUGAACCAGCCAAUUACUGAUUGGUCAUUCUGAAGUGAAUAAACCAAUUGUAUCUCGAAGCAAAUGUAUGUACCCGUCCUCGAGCGAGGGAAACAUCCAUCCUCGGAGACCCAGGGGGCAGUCAUUCGGGUCGGAAGAAAAGGCGGCACGAAAGUUUUCAUUACGGGCGAAAGAGCCCCUGGGUAUUGACUCUCACCGGACCAUUUCCAAAAAUUCAAGCGGAUGCCGGCUCCUGAUUGGGCACAAAAAAUGCUUUGUAUUAUUGUGCCCAAUCGGCGAACACAUCUCAAUGAGUUCUUUUCGUGUGUUCGUACAUGACGGCUAUUGUCUCGAUCACGGCUUGUCUAGCUUAUGCACCAAAGAAAUGCACGUAGUCAGGAAACUUUCAGUCUGAUAUAAAAUCCCCAUCUGAUCCAACUCGCUUACUUUGUCAAAUGCAAGCGAACUCUUCUGAACCAUAUCAAAGUUCAUGAAGAGAAUGAAUUUUGGUUAUUGCUUGUUUACUCUUUCGCAAAACCUGAAGUUAGGCAUUUUCACGGGUAGUCGUGCAGUUGACGGCAAAGAAGUGUACAAAAAAACGUGAUGCACGUGCAAAGUUGUUGUUUUGCCUUGUCAAGCUAUUACUUAUUUGAAUUUCUCAUCGCCGCCCCAUCUUAAUUGUGAUCCGUCAAAAAACAGAAUAUUCUCGGGGCAAAUUCAAUUGCUCUUGCUGAUAGUAAGCCAAACGUUUUUUCAACUCAUCGGUAAUUCCUUUGUUUCUGGUUAGGAACUAGAAAAUAAAAGUUUCCUUAUACGCACAAGCUUGGUGAGCGAACCAGGCAAGUGUGGCGCGACAAUAGCCGUCGUGUACGAACUCACGAAAAGAACUCAGGAGCAACUGUUCGCCGAUUCUGCACAACAAUACAAAGCAUUUUUUGUGCCCAAUUAGGAGCCGGCAUCCGCUUGAAUUUUUUGGAAAUAGUUCGGUGAGAGUCGGUACCCAGGGGCUCUUCCGCACUUACUUGAAAACUUUCGUCCCGCCUUUUUUCCCGACCCGACUGACUGCCCCUGGGUCUCCGAGGAUGGGGAAACAUCACAACCAGUUUAGAUUAAUCGAUUUAGCUAGUUUUGAACCAUAAAAGGGGUUCCAUCUAGAGGUAAUUGGAAAAUCAUAACUGUCUUUGGUUUGCUGCUGAAUGCAAGGAAAAACAGGUGACAUUUGUUUGCCAGUCAGUUGACGCAGCGAAUCUUGACCAAAAGUGAUGAUGAUUUCUUGCACUCUUCGUUCAUGUUUAUGUUUGUUUCAUACAGAGUGGCUACCAGUUUGUCCUCCAGAGGAGCCCACAAUGUGUAUUCCCUUCCACCACAGCAGGUAACUUUCAUUCCCCUUUUCUUCCAUUCUUCCGUUGUAGUUCUUCUUGAUACGAGAAAAAUACUCCGUCCCCCGUCCGUUUCUCCAAUUACGUUAUGUCUGUUUGAGGAAACUAGGCUGCGUAACAGGCCCACAGCGUGUUUUAGGAAGUAAAAGCGUGCACAAAGAGACAUGAACCCGCAUAUAAAAUCCCUCUAGUGGUCUAUUAUCAAUGCUGCAUUCUGAUUGGUCGAGCUACUACUAGGCUAUAUGAUAUAGCCCAAUAGUAGCGAAAAGCGCCGGCUUUGAAAACCAAAACAAUGGCGGAUUGAUCGCGUUUUGCUAGCUAAAGUUGUUUUGUCUCGAUAUUUUUGACCAACUAGUUGGAUUUUACUAAAACAAUUAUUCCUCUCGCCCUCAUGGCCUCUGAGUUAAUAGCCCAUUCGGACCAUUCCUGAAACUUACCCCCAGUAUUAGUUUUCACCUCCUCGUGGCCAGCUGGACGUACGCUAUUGGAGUCUGCGCUAUAGCUUGAAUGACCCUUGUUUUGUUCCUUUCCUUUCCUUCUAUAGUUAAAGGGGUUGUGUCACGGCAGUCCAGUUCAUUUUGUUUAAUUUUUCCAAUUACGCGCCCUCAAUUGCUAUGGAACUUAAAGUAAGCAAAGAAAUUACAUGGAAAUGACAAAAUCAGUGAUCCGAGACAGACAAAUAUGUCUCCUGAGCAUUACGUUUGAAGUUGCAAGCAGCAGGGAUCAACCUUGAAAAAUUGUUGGGCUGAACAGUUUUCAAAAACCCUGAUUUGAAUCCGUUUCAAUCUUCUUCAGUUUUGCCCAUCCGUGGCAUCUGUUGUUUCUGUUAUGUUAUUUUAACCUUCCUUUAAAGUUUUAAGCGGUUAUUUUUAUGUUUUUCUUAAUUUAACGGGCAUUUUGUAAUUUCCUAAUUUGGCUGAAUUUCGUGACACAGCUCCUUUAAUCACCAAAGACGACUGUCGCAAGUUUCUCCGCGAUCGAUUAUUUAAAGAAAAGUGAUGCGAUGUUUCGUUAUUUUUACUCAACAGGUUGACCUUCCUCUGAACGGCUACUUGGAAAUUUUGACGACAGCGGUAAGAAAAUGAUGAAGUUACUUAGCAUAUAGAGGAUUUUCACGUUGCGUCACGUCCGCCAUAUGGGUAUACAAAAAGCAAGAUGAGUUGAACCUUGUUCUUAUGCAAAAACGUUCUUUUGAUCCAAUAACCUUGCGUAGCUGCUGAUCACGUGAGUGAAAACACUGUACGUCAUCCAUGGUACGUAACCCAUCCCCGGGGGACUCCUAUAUAAAAGUGACAAGGAUGCUCGUCGUCUCGCUUUGGGGUGUGAAUUGCAGAGUUUGGUCUCACUUGGGGUGUUUGGGGUGGAAAGUUACCAUAUUUGUCCGUUCAGGUGCAUGUAUGCUUAGUACUGUGCAUAAAAAAAAAAAAAAAAAUGCCCUGACACCGACGACACAGAAAUCUCCCUUAGGGGUCAGUUUAAGGUUCAGACACACCCACAUUGGUGUCCCUUAGGGGUGUAAUUUGAAUUUUCCGACGAGCAUCUCCGUCACUUUUAUAUGGGAGUUCCCCCCGGGAAACCACCGCGGUCCAAGGUAUCAGACGUUUCUCGUUUUAUUCACUGGGAUUUCAUUUACAAUUAUAUGGAAUCAAGGACAAGAGACUUUAUAAUUAUUUUUCUAAGGUAUUUCUUUUUGCAUGUUUCUCAAAAGCUACAGUAGUGCAUCGUUUUGUCGUUGAAAGUCCUUCGCUCUCGUUGACAAACUGGGCCGACAAUUUGCUACUAGUUACAGUUUUCAAACACUCGAAACUUUUUUAGUAAACUUUUGAAAAGUUUAGUAAAUUAGAACUUAGAUGAUUCCUUUGUCGUGGCUUACUUUAUGUUGGUGUUUGAUUGCAGGUGGUUGACGCUGGCCACUUCUGGGCUCAGAAACCCGACAGGGAAUCUUUUACAAGGCUGCACAUGUUGCAAGACGGAAUAAACAGGAAUGAAGGAAGAAACUUGAGGGUAUGGGUAAUUCGAUGUGUCCAUUUUUAUAAGUCCCGCAAAUUUUUGCUAAGUUGAUCAAGCCUUUAGUUAAAUCCCAAUGUUGACCAACGUCAAUUUUCUCCUGACAACAAUACGUAACCAAUAGAACAGAUUAUAUUAAUUAAUAAAAUGUUCAUCACAGGGAAAAUGCUUUCAUCUUUAAUCAAAUUCUCUAAAUUUAAUCCUUUAAGGAAAUGUUUUGGGGUUCAGUCAGGGAAAAUUUUUAUGUACAUAUUGAAGAUUAAAGGGUUUAGUCAAGUUGCCACCGUAAAUAGGCUCAAAGGCUGUGGUUCAGUCGCUAAGUUUUCGUCAUAUUGAAGCAUUCAAUAUAUAUUUUUUUGUCUUUGUGUAGUGCUCACUCAACAACAAGCAAGCCAAAAGACGGCUGUAAAGUUAUAGAGCGAUUUUCGUAUGACCUUGAAAUGAAAACGCGUAAACAAAACAGAAACAACAAAUAAACGGAAAUAGAGCGUUUCGAUUGGUUUAUCAAACGGGUACAAACGCGCGUGGCUUUUGGUAGGUUAAGCGAACUCUUGGGUGAAAAAACUUCAUGCCCGGAGGAACUUUGUCGAUAUCAAUCGAUACUUCGUUUUAACGUCAUACUGCAACACGUUUGGCCAAUCGAACAAUACCUUCUCCAUGUUGGGGUUUUCUAUGGCGGGAAAACGAAGAGACCAUGUUUUGUUCUUUUCAUCCAUUGGCUGAUAAAACAAAUAACGAACACUCAACGAAGGCAUUUUUCAAGGUGAUACGAAAAUCGCUCUAUGAAGCUGAAGAAAUAACUUAUAAUAGGCCAUUUUCGAAUUAUCAAAAUUCAUACUUGGUUCCGAGGCUGACGAGAAUAAAGCAGAAGUAAUGGAUUAUUUAUCACUGAAUCUCAAGGCGUCUUUUGUUUUAUACCCCUCAGCCUAGGUGCUAACUGUGAAUUUUAUUAAUUCGAAACUGGCCUACAAGUAAAGCGAAGCAGCCCGAGAAAACAGUCGUCAUUUCGCGACGCUACCACUGGUUUGCUUGCGAAAUGACGCCUGUAGAAAUUCCGUAUUGAUGAUGUGCCAGGGUAGUGCUUCUGAUUGGUUGAAGCAAAUAAGCCUCGCGGCACGACCAAUCAGAACGAUUCCCAGAUCCGGCCAGUUGCACGUCAUCAGUAAGGGAUUUCUGCAGCCUUAUGUCGUGGGGAGACCAGUUGUGGUGUCGCGAAAUGUCAGCUGUUUACUCACAGGUGAAAAGCGAAUCAGAAACUCGGAAAAUGUUAAAUAAAUAAAUGCCGUAAAAUUCCGAAAAUAAGCCCCGGGGCUUAUUUUUUUCAAAGGCCCUUUUUGAGGGGCUUAUUUUUGGAGGGGCUUAUAUUCGGAGGGGCUUAUCUACGGAGGGAAAUUUGCGUUUCAAAAUCGAUUGGGCUAGCUUGUAGUGGGAAGGAAAUUUACCAUUUUUGCUUUGUUUUACUUUGUAUUCGAGGGCAAAUUCAAAGUACAAGCCCCCCCCCCCCCGGGGGGAGCGAUUUAACGGAGGGUUUUUUGCGUUACGAUUUCGGGGGCUUAUAUUUGGAGGGGCUUGCACAUGGAGGGGCUUAUUUUCGGAAUUUUACGGUAGAUCAGCCACAAAAGAGAAAAUCCAUUCCGAAAAUACAGUAAUGACGGAGACGCCAGGAGAACUGACAGGGUCGCAGCCCAUAACUGGAUCUGAUUCAGUUUAUGGGGCGGAUUGUCCAGUAGGCCAUUUGCACGAUGGCGUCAUUUUACUACUACGACCUGCGACCCGAAUCCUUCAGGGUUUUGCUUUCUUGUGCAAUUUAGGGGUUUUAUUAUUGAAACCUCGCUAGGAUUACCAAAUUUAAAUGUGAAAGGAAAAACGUCGCUAAGAUUCUGGUCGUUGUAGUAAAAUGACGCCAUCGUGCAAAUGGCCUAUUAAGUGAUGUUGCUUAGCAUUUGAGUUAAAGUCUUUUCACUGUUGAUUUUGUUUUAAUACUCUUGCCAAAUGUACGUUGCCUUCAGUGUAACAUUUUGUGGUGUUAUUUUGGCAGCCAUUCCAGGACAUGAAAGAUAUACGUGUUGGAAUUUACUGUAUAGCUCUCUAUGAAGAUGAAUUGUACUACAGAGCAAAGCUGGUGUCUUUUAAGGAUAACUUCCACGUUGAGGUGAGCGUCUUUCAAGGGCUGUUCCUAAGGGCUGGGGGCUGGGGUAUUUCCCCCCGGCUAUUAUGAGCAUGAUCCCCGGCCUGACACUUCCUUAUGAAACAUUUGGGGAUAAUAAUCUGAUCGUAAUCUGUCACUGAGGGCUGGGGGCUGGGGUAUUACCCCCCCGGCUAAUAUGAGCAUGAUAACCGGCCUGGCAAUUCCAUAUGAAACAUUUGGGGAUCAUAGCCUGAUCACAAUAUUUCACUAAGGGCUGGGAGCUGGGGUAUUACCCCCCUGCGAGCAUGAUCCUCGACCUGAGACUUUCAUAUGAAACAUUUGGGGAUCAUAAUCUGAUCAUAAUCUGUCAGUAAGGGUUGGGGAGUGUUGUAGUACGCCUCGGCUAAUAUGAACAUGAUCCUCGGCCUGACACUUUGGUAUGAAAUAUUUGGGGAUCAUAAUCUGAUCAUAAUCUGUCACUAAGGUUGGGGAGUGGUGUAUUAUCCCCCGGCUAAUAUGAGCAUGAUCCUCGGCCUGACCCUUUCAUAUGAAACAUUUGGGGAUCAUAAUCUGAUCAUAUUCUGUCACUAAGGGUUGGGGAGUGGUGUAUCCCCCCUCCCCCCGACUAAUAUGAACAUGAUACCCGGCCUGACACUUUCAUAUGAAACAUUUGGGGAUCAUAAUUGGGAGACAUAUGCAGUCGAUAAAAAACAGUCAAACCUCCAUUAUCGGUCACCCCUAUGGACGUGUUUAAACCUCUCUUCAACGGCCACCGCUCUACAACGGCUUCUUUCUUCUACUCCAAAGGCAGCCUACGUCGCAGACGUAAUUUAACCCCAGUUAAUAACGCCUGUGAAGCAGCGCCGAGAUGCUUGUUGUGGGACCCCAACGGAUUGAACAAAUUACCGGAAGUGCGUUUGAGAUUUCCUUUCAACCUGAUUGGCAAAUCCAUAAUGGCUUUUUUAACAGACCAAUCAUGGCGCGUAGUCAAAUUUUGCUAUACAGGUGGGGGCCCAGAACGAGUAUUUCGGUGCUGUCUCGCAGACGAACCUUAACCAGUAACCAGAGUUAAGUUCGUCUGUGGCGCAGGCUAUCCCCAAGGUGGCCAUUGUGGAGGGGUUCAACUGUACUUCCGGUAGGCACCACUGCCACCAGACAUUACCAUCAUUUAAUUAAUUUUCAACUCGCUACGCAGGUUCUUUACGUCGACUAUGGCAAUUUAGCAGUGGUCAAUGUGCGGAAUCUCAGGCAAAUGGAGAAAGAAUUUAGUGCCCUAUCAUUUCAGGUUACCUGUGUUGUUUGUUCGACCUACUGUAUGUAUCGGCGGCUGUAUAUUGUUACGUGUUUAAUGGGACACAUCAAUGUUAUGUUACCCGUUUUCGCAUCGCUUGAAAUACACUUUUUUGCCCCCAGACUUUGGCUUAGGGAAAGUUCAUUUAAUAUGACAAGGGGGCAGGAUGAAGAUAUUGAGGGGGGGGUCCGAAAAUUUUAGACACCCGAAGGGGGGGGCUCUGAAAAAAAUUGUUGCGCUAGGAGGGGGGGCUCCGAAAAUUUGUAUACUUCAAAACCAACACAUGACAUCAUCAUACAGAUCGGAUGGUUUUCAACUCAACAAUUUAAUGACCUGUGCAACUCAGCUAUAUCACGUGGUUUACAGAUAUAACAAAUGUAGUCCCAGUAAUUAUUACACUCUUUUAGCUUGUUCAUCCUAAAAAUGCUUUAGAAAAUUGUAUCACAACUGUAUCUCAAGUUUGUCAUAGUAUAAACCAUUGAAGACAAUAACGGUAAAUAUAUUUAAUAAAGUCUAGCGAUCUUUUUUCAGGGGAGCAAAGGAAUUGAAGGAGGAGGGGGGGGGGCUCUGAAAUUUUUUCGACUACCAAGGAGGGGGCUCCUAAAAAAUUGGACCGCUAGCGAGGGGGGCUGCUAAAAUUUCAAGCUUCGAGUUUCAAUGUCUUCAUCCCCCUCCCUUGUCAUAUUAAAUGAACUUUCCCUUAGCCUUUUUUUUUUUUGGCAUAGCCAUUUUCGUCUGUGGCUCAUGGGUAAUGACACGUCAUCAGUAUGGAAUUUCUGCAGUCGUUCCUUGAGCGUCAUUAGGCUGACUUAGCAACAGAACGGGAACGUCACUUGACGACGGCGCACGCAAAUCAAACAACUGGCUUGACCAAAUGCAGAGCGGCAAAUCUGGCACCGGAAGUGGCGUACAGUCCUUUCCGCCCUCUUUUCCGUCGUCAACUGAUGUUCCCGUUCUGUUGCUAAAUCAGCCUAUUCCGCAGGGAGACCAGUUUUAGCGACGCAAAAUGUCAGCUGUUUUCUAAUGCUACUUCGCUUUGCGAAUUAAAAUAGGCCAGUUUCGAAUUAUCAAAAUUCAUACUUGGCUGAAACGAUUAGAGGAAUAAAACAAAAGAAAUCAUAUUGACACCCUAAUUUUUUUGGGUCCCGAACCGUGUAAAUUCUGUUACAGAUUGCAGCACUGUUCAAAAACUUGAAUGGGUUAAUGGACUCGUGUGGACAGAGCCUCUGAAAGUCAACAAAAUUAUUUAUCUUUAUUUCUCUCACUACUUUCAGGCAUUUGAGUGCAUGUUAUGUGAAGUGGCUCCGGUGCCCUCUGCCCGCUGCCCUACAGGAACAUGGUCUCAAGACGCUACCAAGAAAUUCAUUGAGCUAGCAGGAGAUAGAAGGCUAGUUGCCAAGGUAUUAAUAUGGCUCUUAUAACCUUUACGACAUGUGACAAGAUCGGGGCGGCGGAGCGCCGCUUCGCCUCGUUACAGGAAUCGCGCCGAACUCACCGUUUUUUUACGUGUAAACAGAAGCCCUAUCCAGUAUGGUUUGGUGUGGGCACAAGAGGUAUCCGGCAUAGUGUGAACAUAACCUAAAUCUCCCGCUUCGUUACAGGAAUCGCGCCGAACUCACCGUUUUUUUACGUGUAAACAGAAGCCCUAUCCAGUAUGGUUUGGUGUGGGCACAAGAGUUAUCCGGCAUAGUGUGAACAUAACCUAAAUCUCCCGCUUCGUUACAGGAAUCGCGCCGAACUCACCAUUUUUUUACGUGUGAACAGAAUCCCUAUCCAGUAUGGUUUGGUGUGGGCACAAGAGUUAUCCAGCAUAGUUAUCCGGAACAUAACAGGGGCACCCAACGAGAAUAUAGUUCAAAACCACUUAAACGUAGCAUUGUUAAACGUAUUUUAGUAUUUAAACGGUAGAUAUAGGCAUAUUUUUAUCCCCUAAAAAUUUUUCAUCUGUUCGGAUUUCCUAGCUGAAAGUCUCGAGAUCCGAAAAUCAGAGGGAUCAAAACUUACCUUUUCAAAAAUUUCAGCCAGAAAAAAGGCUCUCGAAAAUUCUAGGUGAGCUUUUUAGGGUAAAAAUCCGUUAAAAAUGGGCAAUUACACCAAUUUUUAGAUGUUCGAGAAUCCUAGGAGAGGUAGGCAAGCAAGAAAUUUUUACAAGAAAUGUUCCGAAAAUUCUAGAUCUCACAUCGUCUUCCGAACAGAUAUUUUCCGAAAAUUGACGUUGGGUGCCCCUGACAUAACCUAAAUCUCCGUAUUAACUCUGUUUUUGCAACGUAGGUAUACUCACGGGUAAGGAAUGUUCUUCGCGUGGAUCUUUACGAUACUAGUACUGAAGAGGACAUACACAUCAAUCAGACGCUCAUUGACUACGGAUUUGCCGUGUUUCAGGAAGAAUCUCAUGCUUCCAAGGCAAGAAAAGACACAAUUGCGCUUUUAAAUUAUUUAUAUGCAUUUCAGAGAACUCAACAUAGUAGGAGUUUAUAAAUAAUACUUCAUAGCGCGAAUAUCACUUCAUGGCACUUGUUUAUGUGAAUCCGCCUCGCUCUUUCGUUUUGCUUUUUCCCGGCACGAAACAGUUACCCCAUUAACUUUAAAGUCAUAAAAAAACCGUAGCUUGAAUUUAAAAUUUCACAAGAUGGAGCCGAGGCAAGAAAAGAUUGGUUCCGUAGGGGACAGUCAGGAAAUGAUUAUUUUGUUAUAUAGCGUACGAAGAAAAACUCAUUCAAACUAAAUCGCAGCGAGCUGUCAGCACUCGCUGGUAAUAGGGUAUUUUUACCCUCUGACGAGAUAAAUUUUGCAAUGUUGCCCUCGUAGAAACGUUGGCGGGAAACAGUUUUUUUACUGUGUUAAAUGGUGACCCUGAAGUAACCAACUAGAGUAGCUUAACAAAGACAGAAAAUAAUUCUCUUGUUACUACCCCAUUAACACAUAAUUUUAUCAUUUUAUAGAGGUUCACACUCUUCACAGGCCAUUUCCGGAUUCCAGAAACCCUCAAUUUUAAAAAAACCUUUGUUGUGGAAAUGAGUUUUAGUUGCGUGAGAAUAAGAAAUCAUUUUCAUAUCAGGCUUCGCACCUGGCCUCACUUUGAAACAGAGGCUUGAGGCUAUUAGGAAUUAGUAAAAUCCAACUGGUGGUCUAUUAUCAAUGCUGCGUUCUGAUUGGUUGAGCUACCACUAGGCUAUAUGUUAUAGCCCACUAGUAGCGAAAGCGCCGGCUUUUUGGCGGCAAAAAAGGAUUAAAGUCUACCUUUAACCAGCUAAAGUUGUUUUGUCUCGAUAUUUUUGACCAGCUAGUUGAAUUUUACCAAAACAAUUAUUCCUGUCGCCCUCAUGGCCUCUGAGUCAUAUCCCAUUCGGGCCUUCGGCCUCAUGGGCUAUUGACUCAGAGCCCAUUCGGGCUCGAGGAAUAAUUGUUAAAUAGCCUAUUAAUUUCUUUACUCCAGACAAGUUACUGUUCUAAUUAUUCUUGUUGUUGUUGUUGUUGUUAAUUUUUAUUAGAUGGCUCAUAGGAAUGCGACCUCUGGCAGUGGAAGUCAGGGCUGUGAUAACACCACUUGGCUGAAUGACUUAGAAUUGGAAGUUGGACAUAUAAGGGACGAUCGGGAGUGUAGAAAGGUGUAGUGCAGUUAUUAUAUCACUUACACGUUCAGAGAAUCGGAUCAUUAGACGUUUCUGAGAAACUGUCCACCUACCCCUCCCCUAAGCCAAUAUUUUGCCUUAAGUGAGAAGUGUUUGUUGAUGUUUGCCUGGGGGAGGGGUCGGUGGGCAGUUUCCCAGAAACGUAUAAUGAAAUGAUCCAGAGACUCCCACCCUGCGAGCAGAACCUCCUUUUAUCUUCUCGUUGAUCGAGGAAAUGAAUUGUCAAGUUAGCUCUGCCAAAGCAAGCGAGACUAAUAAAGGUGACAAUCUUAGCUCUGCCAAAUUGCCAAAUUGCGUCAAUCCUUUGAAGUUGCCGCAGCCCGAACGUCUGGACUAGUUAAUCUGGUUUUCUCUCGUCAAACUGGAUUUCUAUGCGCGACCAUCCGUUUAUAUGUUCAUAACAGAGCCCGCUGUACCAAGCGCAUGCAUAUUAGGCCUGAGUUCGAAGCUGUAUCGUAGCAACAUGCAAGUAUUGACCCCAGCGUGUCCAAGUUACUAGUUUGCUAACUAAACGUCUGCUCCUUAACCAGGGUGUUAAGUAAAAAGGUUUUUAUUGGACAGGUUAAUCUGCGAGGCCCUGAGAGUCCUAUCGAGAUGAGCUUCUACAGUAUCACGAACAUAGGGAGACUGAGGUGAGAGACGAUAAGUUUUAGGUAACUUCAUGCUGCUUGAGGCCCUGUCCACACUAAUACGUUUUGGUUGUAAUCGAAAACGCAUCGAUCCAUUCGCGUCCACACCACCGUUUUGAUGCGUUUUCGACUGCCCACGCUAAAACGUUCGAAAACGAUGGAAUUGCACGUUGUGACUUAAGUUGAACUCUACAAACACGCGCCUGGGAUAUUUUCGGUCGUCGGUUCCAAUAUGUUGCGUUUUCGACCAUUUUCGACCGUCCACACAAAUGCGACUGAGCGUUUUGAAAUCGAUGCGUUUUCGAUGAAAACGCUCAGCGUAUGUGUGAGCGGAAGGCCUAAACGCAUCGAAAUGUAUGCGUUUUCAAACGAAAACGUAUUGGUGUGAACUGGGCCUAACUCUGGAACUACAACAACAAAUCUCACCAAGUUGCAACCGAAUCGUGAAGUACCAAGAUAUUGACAUUGGCGGCCAUAUUUAGAUCUAGUUGAAAGAAUAACGGCAAAGCUAUCAUUGUCUCAGUGUCUCUAUCCGCGGGUGUCCCGGUGCGGUCGCGAUUCUCACGGCCGGGCGCAAGGUUAAAGCCUUUGUUUAAAUAACCAAUCAAAAACAAGAUCUUGUAAGUGUACUAGGUAUAAUUUACCUCAGUUUAAAUUCCGAGUUAAAAUGUAGGUAAAAGUAUCAGGAGUCCGAAAGGAGCCUAAUUCUAGGUCGAGAUUUAUUUGUUAUUCUGCAAACGGUUUCGGCAAAAUACUGUUUCUUUAAUUUUUUGGCAUAAGCGGUGUUAUUGUUAUCUCGUCCAAAAGAGCAGCCCAACCCGUUUCCCUAACGUGGGAGAAAUCACUGGCGCAUGGAGCUGUAGACCGAGGCCAACUGUAGUUACCCUUCCUAGUUGAAAAGCGCACCCUCUAAAACUUUUCUUGUAUACUACAGAUCCGUGAGAAUAGAGCAAAACUCUGUCAACAGUGUUGUGUUGAAUGAUCAGCCUCAGGACCCACAUCAAAGGUUUUUGGUGGCGGCGAACCUCAGCAUUAACGCUACUGGAACGACGGUAGUUGCAAGGUAAUACUUGUAUCGGUAGCUUCAGUCGUUAAACCUUGAUAAAUUGUGUAAUUAUUAUUAAUAUUAUCUCUCCUGUCACAGUCUUUGCUGGUGUUCUUUUUGGGCAUCAGCCGGGCGCAAACCAUGCACCUCGAGCAUCAGUCACUCAAGUCAAUCAUUCUGUUCAUACACUAAGCACCUUCACAGGAUUCGUGCAGAUCCGAGCAUGCAGAUCUUUUGAAUCUCUGUCACAGUAGCUCUCUCUGAUCCUUUCUUGAUGUUUUCUACCUUCCUCUUCUUUACUGUGCCAAGCGCACCGACAACCACGGCCUGGUUAGCUCAGUUGGGAGAGCUCCGGUCUGCCGAGCGGGAGGUCGCGGGUUCAAACCACGGCCUGACCAACACUCGGGGUCUUUUAAUAACUGAGAAGAAAGCGCUGCCUUUGUGACGACAUCUGCAAAUGGUUAGACUUUCUAGUGUUCUCGGAUAAGGACGAAAAACCGAAAGUCCCGUCUCACAGCACUUUCUCUGAUUUGUUCUUGUGGGAUGUAAAGGAACCCACACCACUAUUCGAAAAGAGUAGGGGUCGUAGAGGCCGGUGGUGUGGCCAACCUUUACGGGUUGUGGGAUUGGGUAGGGAUGGCACCUCGCGUGGGACCUGAGUCCGUUCGUGCACAUUCCCUCUGGGCAGGCCUGUGUCCAGAAAGCUGGUAAAUAAAUAAAUAAAUAAAUAAAUAAACCACAGGGAUCAUUUCGGUUUUAUCUGCCACGUUCUCUGUAUUUAUAGUUCUAGAUGUUUGUACUUGCUUUUCUUUUCGAUUUCAUUCAGUGCGAUGUUUCUAUCUGAUUGAAUAGUCAUAUCAAUCCGAGUUUGCAGUUGGAAUUCACUGAAUCUUUAACGAUGAUGUGUGGUCUCUGCUGUUCGCUGUUAUAGUUCUAUCAGUAUUGACUUGAAUGUUCACAUGAUUUUGAUGUUGUUGUCUUUUUUGUGUAUUACAGUCUCUGGCUUGUGCUUGUACCAUUUGUCUGUAAUCUCGAUAUCAUAAUCUUUACAGAUGAUAAUAAUAAUAUUAUUAAUAAUAAUAAUAAUAUUUUUUUUUACUUCCCUAGUUUUCUUAAAAGGGGAGAACAGUGCUGAGCAGCGUGGCCAAGCGGUUAGAGCGCUUGACUUGCGGUAGGCCUUUCUCAAAAAUGCCAUUAUAGCUCCUCUAAAAUUUUACGUAAGCACUGUUUUGAAUUCCUCUUGUGACUUACAAUCGCCCCAAGAGAAAUUAAAAAAUGAUACUUAUGCAAAAUUUUGGAGGGGCAAGAAAGAGUACUAUGGUAUUUUUGAAUAAGGCCUAUUGGGAAGCCUUGCAAAUAAGACUUGAACAAAGUUUAAAAUUAAACCACCAAAUUAGCACCUGAGUCUAAUUUCCCUGCAUAUCUAUACUCAGCAAGCAGCUUAUGACCGACACAUUUUACUCAGUGUGUUUGUGCUCUUCCAGAGACACAACUCUGAUGCCAAACAUACAUGGCCUGAUGUCUAUUGUCGCGCUUAUCUUCGCUCCAUAUACAGAAAUGAGGUAAAGACAGAAGUUGUCGUAUUUCUACUCCUAGGAUUCUUUACACACCAUAAAGGAUCUUGACCUUUUUACGAAUCAAAAAUGUUACCUUUUUGGAUACUUUUAAGACAAUACUUAUAAUGGUUAUGAAAAUUAAAACAACGUCAGUGAUUGUCUCCCUCGUGUGCUCCUGUAUCCACAGGGCCGACCCUGAAUACUGUAAGUAUACAGGAGCGUUGGUAGGCCUGGGAUUUGAUCCGCACACAGGAAAGGCACUGCUGCCAGACCAUGACAGCGAGCUUGUGUUCGAGGUGGACAUAGAUCAGGACGACCUUAUCAAGGUUAGAAAGAAAUUUACUCCAUUCCUUUCACAUGUUCAUCUCUUAGUACCGUUGCAAGCACCAACCCAUUCACUACAAAAUGAAUUCUACACAAUAGUCCAGUUUCGAAUUCGCCGCGGCCGCUGAAUAGAAGCACUGAAGACUCAUUUAUACAGGGUUAGCCUCAACCUAAGGUAAAUUUAUUCACAAAUGCCAGUCAGAGGAAGACCUGCAUACAUCUGUUGUUGUUGAGAGUGACUCAAGUCAUUGUUAACAGCAACAGUCCUAUUCACGACUACGUUCACCCGGACGAUCAAACUCAACCAACUUUUGAAAUUAUUUGAUUAUACAUUGUUUUGAAGAAAAUAAGGACAAACACAGAAUUCCAUAGAACAUAGUCUGACAUUGCUUUCGGAAAUCAUGCACUGUGCGUGCAACCUACAGACUAGUCACUAAUCUGCUCGCAGAUAACUAACUAAUCUGUAGGUUGCGCUGAUUUCCAAAGUAUUAACUGUAGGCUCUUAGCUAAUGAGAAGACAGAUAUUGAGUACAAUGUGUUAUAAUAAAUACGAAAAGACAAAAAAAUCCAAAAAAUGCGAAGGACGGUAUUAACUUCCAUCAAAAGCACAGGGAGCAGAGGAGUUAUUUGGGACCUUGAUUGUGUUAAAUUUUUCAGCCAACAGUGCAAUUCGCCUUUGUAACUGUAUAUGAACAGGACCGAUCAAACCGUCUUGCGAUCCUGUUACAAACCUCGUGUAAAAUGAUAUAAUCAUUGAUUAACAUUUCUGUUAGGCAACAUAUAUACCGCAGACCUAAAGGACUGAAGACUCUAAAAUCGUCUUACAUUCUGUAUUUUUCGGCAGCUUGUACCUCGCUAGGAAAGCUUCGCUUUCCAAAUGCGUCGCCCUUUGGACGACCUUCGUUUCCACCGAGGAUUGGAUAAUAUUUUACCAGGUUUGUAACAGGAUCGCAUGACGGUUUGAUCGAUCAAGUUCAUUUUCGAUUCUACAGUAAACAGAAGCUAAUCGAGCUACCUUCAAACCUGUGUACAACGGUAAACCUUGAGAAAUGGCAAGGUUACCGUUAUAUACAGGGUGGCCGCUAUAUACAGGUCACCUUUGCAGAAAAUAUAAUGCAACUGAAAAUUUUGGGAAGUUGUCCAGUGACCGUAAUAUACCGGGCCGUUAUAUACAGGUUUGACUGUAUUUAUACCUGAAAAUUUUAACUACAAUCAAGGUCACAAAUUACUCCUUUGCUCCAUGUGCCCAAAGCGAUUCGUCCGGUGGUGACAUCACAUUACUUGCUCUCAUCUUCUUCACCCAGAAAUGUUUGAUUUACUAAUGUCAAAUCUUUGCCAAAGUGUUAAACGCAUUGACCUUAAUAUUGUACAGUCUGUGGCAAUUUAACGUGACUGGUUAGCUCAUUUGGAAGAGCGCCGGUCUGCUGAGCGGGAGAUCGCGGGUUCAACCCCGGCCGGACCAACACUCAGGUCUUAAUAACUGAGAAGAAAGUGGUGCCUUUGUAAUUUGACAUCUGCAAACAGUACAUUCUAGUCUUGUCGGAUGAUUACGAAAAACCGUAGGUCCCGUUUCGCAGCACUUUCACUUUUUCUGGUUCUUGUGGGACGUACAAGAACCCACACCGCUGUUCUAAAGGAGAAGAAGAUUCAGACCCCGGUGAUGUGGCCAACCUUGCCUGGGCUGGGUGGGUUAUCUGCGAGGAGUGAUCUUACUGUAGGGAUAACGUCAUGAUCCUCCUUCGGGUGUCGUAAUGGCUACCUGGAAACAGAGUAUAUAUGUAUGUGUAUAUACUUAUGUAUGUAUCUUUUCUAUACGCGUUCUCUUGUGAAUAAAGCGAAUAUCAUCACCAAAGAUUUACCCAUUAACCCUUUAAGCCCCAAUAUCCACAUACAAAUUCUCCAAACUGCUCUCUAUAUAUUUCCUUAAAGAAUGUGUUGAGAAUUUGAUAAAAGAUCAAAGCAUUUUCUCUUAGAUGAUCAUUUUAUUAACUCCCACAACCUAAUCUCUUGACAAUUUAUGGAUAUUGUUAGGAGAAAAUUGAUGUUGGUCACCAUUGGGACGUAAAGGGUUAAAGUUAGCCGUGAUGUGGGCGGUUGGUUCUGUCUCUUGUUUUCUGUAUUAUGGAAGGUUCGACUUAUUACCUUUCUUUGGUUGGUAUUCAGAUCAACUCGCUGCGUACCACGAUUAACCUAAUGUUUGAGAGCGAGGCGGAGAUGGCAGAAUGGGGAACAUCUCAAGUAGAAAAAUUACAGAAGCGAAGUAGAAACAUGAUAACAACGUAUGUAACUGUAUGUUAUUUAUUUAUCUUCACCUUGAUAACAAAAAGAAAAGUUCGAGCUUCCAGGGUGACGCUCAUAAUAUUACAGUCGAGUCAUGUCAGGCGUAUCCCCCAAGAGUACUUAUAAAUGAAUCAAUUAUUUGAGAAAUGAAUCCUUUAGUCGUUGCUGCAACAAGUAAAUUCAAUUCAAUUCUGCAUUUCUGGAUGCGUAAUGAACAGUGAAUUUCUUUCGACUGAACUUCUCUGUAUUCGGCCAGAUCGACAAAAAUCUUUGAAUGGAAAAAAAUUGAUUUGAAGAGAUUUUCACCAGAUGAAAUUCAAGAAUGCUUAGCUGGUAGAAAUUUCAUGGCUUCCUCCCGUGUGAAUUCACUGCUCAUUACGCAUGCAGGAAUGCAGAUAUGAAUCUGAAAUCAACUGCUACCAACGGAUUCAAGUUUCGAACCAUAAAUUCUUUAGCGGAAUCUUGAUGGGUACACUUGACUGGGCUCGACUGUAAUGUGUGCAUUGUACAGGACAGUAACACAUGUGAAAGUAAAGUUGUUGGCUGUGCAGUCUACUGUAAGAGGAGAGAAUUGUGUUUCUUUCCAUCUUGUUUAACCAUUUGUGACCCUUAAAGAACAAUCUGAUAGAAAGCUUUAUGAUGAAGUUAGCGAGGAUAAACACCGUCCGUUAUAUUCUAUAGAGUGUUUCCACAUGACGUCACGGCGGCCAUGUUAGUGUCCCAACCCGUUCCGUGGGAGUUGAACUCUUUUCGUAUGUAAACGCGUUCUUUUGUUCCAAUAAAUUUGCAUAGAUGCUGGCCACGUGAGUGAAAACACUCUAUAUUAGGGAGCUCAAGCAACAGCGUUUCUGAGCGACGGACGUCAAUCGGAAGUGGAGUUAUUGCAUCAUUAGGCAGUGGUUCUGUUGAAACUCUCAGGUAAAUGUUCUUUAUCAGAGAAAAGAAACCUAGCAAGGCAUAUAAAAAGGGAGAAGGCCUCACUUCCAGUUUACGUGCGUCGCUCAAAAACGUCUUUGCUUAAGUUCCCUAUUACCAACUGUAAAGAACCCUUCUCACAGGCUUCGAAGAAAGGUCUUUCAGCAACCUCUUCUUAACCGUGAGCACUUUAAGAACUGCUUUGUAAUUAGGCUAUGAUUUAAUUAUAACUUAGCAAUAUGAUUCUACUUUAAUUGUACAAUUUAAUUUCCUUUUUUGCUUUUCUUUCUUAGUUACGUAUAAUUCAACAGUUUUUGAUCUGAUAUUUUAUGACGUUUGUAACUUUUGAUAUGUAUUUUUAUCGAAUUCACCGUUCUAACAUAGACCAUAAUGCACCUUGUUUACCCCCAAAAGUUUGCAUAACCCGUGUCUUGGAUUUCUCUUAAGACGACUGUAAUACCCAGGAGAAAUUGGAAACAAUGGUUAUGCAAAGUUUUGGGGGUAAACAUGGUGCAUUAUGGUCUACGUGAAAGUAGUGAAUGAAAGGUUGUUAUUAUUAUUAUUUAUUAUUAUUUUUAUUAUCAUCAUUUAUUAUUGUUAUUAUUAUUAUUAUGAUUAUGAGAAUUGUCUGUUGUUUUCUUUUUGUCGCAAUAGUCUUAUUCUGAAAACGCGUCAAAGCGUAAAACCAUGGGCAUUUCCACGAUCCUCUCGCUGGAAUCAGGUGAGAAAACCUCUGAUAGCCUGUAGUAUAUAUUUAGCCGGAUGUUUGAAAACGUUACCGCCAAAUGGACCUUUUCUGCCCAACAUUUUGUUUUUCGGCUAAAAAUCUCUAAAGUAGCCUUUUAAAAACUAAGAGUGCGACCAUUGCUUGUUUCUCUUCUCCUUCUUUCUCCCCUUUCUCCCCUUUAUCCUUUGUGGCCAUCUGAGCCGUGCCAUAGUGCCAUAGUGUAUCUGCCUACAAGACAUAGUCAAAACCUGUUUCCUUUAGCGUAUGUCAGACCCAAAGGCCUUCCUGUGAACAAUUGCAAAUAGGCAAACUACAUUCGGCGAAAAAAUUGAUUGAGACGCUUUGCCUUAAAGGGCCUUUCUGACGUUUCACCGACAUCAAAGGGGGAAAAUAAAGCUUCCCCUUCCCCAUCCCCUUCGUGUAAUGUUGUGUUGCUGUUGGAGCUACCUUUACAAAACAAACAAAAAACAACAACUUUGAAUGGAGGGGAGGAGGAGGGUGUGGAUUGUUUUGUUCUCUGAAGUAACCCUAUAUGAGUGUCUCAGCAAUUUUGCCGUCGAUUGUAGCCACAGUCAAAACCUUCUAAAAUUACAUGUACGGUCUAGGUUUCACAAAAAGCGUGGAGAAUUCUCUUGAUUCUGGCUCUUUAAUAUUACAGAUUGAUCCUGCUUAUAAAAUGAAUCCAAUCCAACAACCAGCAGGUGCCGUCGAUUGUGCCCUUUACACCUUGCAUUGUGGUAUUGCGAUCUCUGAUAGGCCACUAGAAGACGACGAUGAAUCGAGAAUGAAACGAGAAGAAAAGCGAGAGCAGAUGCAGUGGCUUAGAAGCUUGGAAGGAAGGUAAAUUUCUAUUUGUGCCAAGAUUCGGUGGCUAGAUACUAGAUACUUUAUUUAUUUAGCACAGAACUCAUAAAGCUGACACUUAUUUACAAUGAAGCUGUGCAUGAAAAGUAAAAAUCAGACAAAAAUAGCAAAAAUAAGAACAAUGCUAAAAAUUACAAUUAAUUAUAUAUUUACAUAUACAAUAAAUAGAGAGAGAAUCAAAUAAAUGAUAAUAAAUACAAAUAAAAGUCAAUGCCUAAUUAUGAUUAUACUUAAAGAAUUGUCACUAAAAUCUAGGCGAAUAGUUGGUAUAAAGAGAUCCAGCUGAUGGGGAGCAUUUAUUAGUAGCACUAAGGCUAUUAUAAAGUUUUGCGGCUGAAUAAGUGAGCGCUCUGUAGCAAGAUUUAGGAGCUAUUUUUACCAUGUAACUGUUGAAUUGUUUCUAGUAUUAUAAAAAUGUAUAUCACAUAUUCAGGGGAAAAAAAAGAGAUCCUUAACCCUCUAAGGUUGGCUGCGUGCCGCGUAAGAUUCAAUACAGAAAGCGGGUAGGAUGUCCAUUUUUUCAAUUCGCCAUUUUUACAUCUCCCAUAAUACACCUUGUUUGCCCCCAAAAAUUUUGCUUAAACAUUGUCUUUUAUUUUUCUUGGGACGAUUGUAAUACCCAGGGGAAAUAAAAAAUUAAGUUAUUCAAAGUUUGGGGGGGGGGCAAACAAAGUAUUAUGGGAGACGUGCAAAUGGCGGCCGAACAAUCGAGCGUUUCCCGCACGCUGAAUGGUCAAGAGCUAGUGUCGAAGAGAGCAAAGACCAUAGAAAUGACCGAAUGAUGGCGCAGUUUUCCAAGAAACGUCUCUGGAAAGGCUCGUCAAUAAACAACAACAACAUGGCCUGUACUGUUAUCGACCGUAGAAAUGACUUCAAAAUGUUGAAAACUUUGCACGAAAACAUGAACAUUGAACAUUUUGACGCCAUUUCUAUGGUCGAUGAGAGUAUAGAGCGUGAAAAAUUGUUAUCGAUUUGUUAAAUCGCCGAGCACAUCAUGAGUGAAUUUUUUUUGAAAACCUAAAUAUAAUGCGUGAUUUUCUCUUGCCACACCUUCUCAACCGACGUAUCUAACUCCUUCUCUCUCGAGUUUAGCCCGUCAUUUUUUUGUUGCAAAUUGGUAAAAAAUGAAUCAAAACUGGUGCUAGAGGGGGGUAACGUGUUUCAACAGAACCGAGCGUUGGACUGGUAAUCCCGGAAGCCCUAAAUUCAAAACCGCUAGCUGGAUUUGUUCUCGCCGGGUAGUAGCGGAGCAUGCUUUGCCUCCUUAGUUGGGAUUCUAAAUCCUGUUAUGUUUAUUUGAAUUACUGGCAAGCAAAUAACUCACCCUGGCCUAUAACGAUAUCAUCAGAAGACUCGCAUGGCUAUAGCAACACUUUGAUUAUUGAUGAUUUUCCUUUUUCCUCAGGUCUUCGGAGAUGUUUUCUCAGGAAGUAGUUUGUCCCCUGUGCAAUGUGCAGUGCAGGCAUCCCAGGGGAGUGGCUAUGCAUCUGAGAAGUGCUUUACACAGGGAACUGGAAGAAGAGUUAUAUCUGGACUAAUCUAGAGAACACUGGAUUAGCUAAAGCACAAGACCCGUUGUUUGGAUUUAGUGAAACUGCUGAGCAUGGGUUGGUGCUCUGUCUGAUGUUAAGUACAAAGUCAUGAUGUAGAAAGAGCUACGGAAUAGCUGCCCAUACGACAGGAGAUUUUGAAGAUAAAAGGGAAACAGACUGCGUUUGUUUAUUAGUGAGAUGGUAGUGUCUCUUUAAGGAGUGCUAGGUUGUUGGUGCAAAGGAAGGUCGAGCGUUCCAGUUAAGGUUGGCUGUAUAGUAUUAGUGACUGUUCUAGUGAGUGUGCUGCAUUUGUUCGGAGCCCAUCAAUGCAAAGGGAAUUGGAAAAUGCACAGUUGGAAACUUGGCAAACGUUUCAGGUGGUUAACAGAGCUUGAUGACUGCAUUUCAACGGCUGGAUUUGCUCUCUUUGGGUUGAGCGUAAGUGUUACUGAGCCUUACUGAGUGUUAAUGAGUAGAUCAUCAAUGUUGAGUUUGGAAUUAGCGAACGUUUAUGCCAAGCAAAAU